AUGUCGUACGUCCACACAGGAGCUCCGGUGGAGUUCAAUGGAACUAAUCCUGAUCUCGGCGGCGAUUCCGCCACUGAGAACCUUAACCAAUGGUAUCAGUCCGGUGAUCAGGCCUUCAUCCUCGUCGCCUCCUGUCUCGUCCUUUUCAUGGUCCCCGGCAUCGCCUUCCUCUACUCCGGUCUCGCGAGGAGAAAGUCCGCUCUUUCCAUGCUAUGGGUAACAAUGAUGUCCUUCUCCGUCGUCGUCUUCCAGUGGUACUUCUGGGGCUACUCUCUCGCCUUCUCUGUCGAAUCCGGCAACCCUUACAUCGGCGACCUCACCCACUUCGGCCUUCGAAAAGUCCUCGGAGCCCCGUCCCAAGGCUCCCCCCUCGUCCCCGGCCUCCUCUACUCCUUCUACCAGAUGAUGUUCGCCGCCGUCACUGCCGCCCUCGUUGUUGGUUCCGUCGCUGAGAGGGGUCGCGUCCUCCCCGCCAUGGUCUUCAUCUUUUUCUGGCUUACUCUCGUCUACUGCCCCCUUACCUUCUGGAUCUGGUGCUCCAACGGCUGGGCCUUCAAGUGGGGUGUUUUCGACUACGCUGGUGGCGGCCCCGUCGAGAUCGGCUCCGGUCUUUCGGCUCUUGCUUACUCCUGGAUCCUCGGUCGCCGCAACGAGCACAUGAUGAUGAACUUCCGUCCUCACAACAUCUCCCUCAUCACCCUCGGAACUUGCUUCCUCUGGUUCGGCUGGCUCGGCUUCAACGGUGGCUCCGCCUUCGGUGCUAACCUUCGUGCUGCCAUGGCCUGCUGGAACACCUGCUUGACCGCCAUGUUCGCCGCUAUGACUUGGUGUCUCCUCGAUUUCCGUCUGGCUAAGAAGUGGUCCAUGGUCGGCUGGUGCUCCGGUUGUAUUUCUGGUCUUGUUGCUGCCACUCCUGCUUCCGGCUUCAUUACCCCUUGGGCUUCCAUCGCCCUCGGCGUCGUUGCUGGUGUAGCUUGCAACUUUGGCACUAAGAUCAAGUUCAUGGUCCGCAUCGACGACUCCCUCGACGUCUUCGCCGAGCACGGCAUCGGCGGCAUUGUCGGCCUCAUCUGGAAUGCAUUCUUCGCCUACGACUGGGUCAUCGGCCUCGACGGCGUCAACGUCGGAAUCACCGGCGGCUUCGUCAACGGCCACUACCGACAAAUCUACAUGCAGAUCGCCUACAUCUUCGCCACCUGCGCCUACGCCUUCGUCGUGUCGGCCCUCAUCGCCAAGGCCAUCGAUCUCGUCCCCGGCCUCAAGCUCCGUGCCAGCGAGGAGGCCGAGCUCCUCGGUCUCGACGAUGAUCAGCAUGGCGAGUUCUCGUACGAUUACGUCGAGGUCCGCAGGGACUUCCUCGCCUGGUCUCCUCAAAAGACCGAGCAGAUGCCACAUACUAAGAUUAUUCCCGUCCUCGGAGAGCAGGAGCUUUCGAGUAUGCAGGCUCGAUCCAACAACCACAGCAUCUCUUCUUCUCAUGGAAAGCAUGAGCAAGAGUCAUCGGGCCCGGAGCAGGAGCCCGAGCACCCUCCUUCCAAGGAGGCGUGA
Scedosporium apiospermum is the source of this 1548-nucleotide messenger RNA. RefSeq names its product Ammonium transporter MEP3. The record is from RefSeq and is a predicted model, not a curated record. The transcript is spliced from 3 exons. Gene Ontology annotation, biological process: ammonium transmembrane transport. NCBI's taxonomy places the organism in Eukaryota, Fungi, Ascomycota, Sordariomycetes, Microascales, Microascaceae. Gene Ontology annotation, cellular component: plasma membrane. Gene Ontology annotation, molecular function: ammonium channel activity. Bases 1 to 1548 code for a protein of 515 amino acids.